GACGGCCGAGAGUCAACACAGCGCUUGCUCCGUUGCUCAAGGUGGUCGUCAGCUGUUUUACCUCAAUUUCCGGGGUACUUUAUGCUGCAGUGCUCCUUUACUCUCAUUUCUUCGUUCUCUUACUCUCAUUUCCUGGUGCCGAACCGCCUCUUGUUCUUAAAAAUGGGUUAGGAGGAUUUUCGUUGGAGUGAGCAGGGUGAUGUUAUGGAGAUGAACUGAAACGACAAGGGAAAAAUUGGAUAAUACCAAAUAUCGCCCAAAAGAAUUGCAGAUUUGCAAGGAAAUAAGCUUCCUUGAUCGUGGCAUUGCACUCAGAAGCGUUACGUCGGUUUCGUUAGAGGUAGCAGGCUGCAACAUGACAGCGACAACAAAUGAAAGGGGGGGUGGAUUCUUGCGCACACGCCUGCGAUCAGCGCUCCACACUUCCAAUGAUCUCCUCUCAGGCAUCUCCUCGAACAUUUCCUCGCGGCUGUCGGCCUUCUCGGUAGCCUCUGCAAACUCCAAUGCCUCCUCAGAGCGCACGCCACCAGCGGGAGAGAAGGUCCGGCCAGAGACACCUCCUCUCCAGCUCCCUCCAAGCCCAGAGGACAGCCACCGCUCCCCAACCAUGAAAGAGAUGAUUAAGGAGACCUUCAAACUAGAGAACUUAAGGGAACUGCCAACUUUGGAGGAAUUCAUGCAGUCAGAAUCAUCUUCAGAGCCUUCAACACUACCGACUGACACGCCAGAAUCACCCAAGACAGGUUUCCGUUACCAUUUCAAUAAUUUCAACCAAGCUAUACCAAAAAAGCUUGUUGACUAUAAGCAACUAGCGAUAAGGACUUUGAGUGGGGACACACAAGUAGAAGGUGAAGCAAGUGGCCAAGAAGAGCUGAAAGGCUGUGCCAUCAAUGUGGAGUGUGUUGACGAUGAAGCUGCACAAAAGGAAGAGGAAGGCGAUGAAGCUAGAGAUGUCGUGGAAAAAGCCAGCACUUGUCUUUCAUCAAGAUCUUUCAAUUCUAUGCACUCACUGUAUGCGACUGGUCCGGACCCCUAUGACAAAUUGAGAUACAAACCAGACAUUAUUAGCAGCGGCACACCAAGUGAUGGGGAGGGCCUUGGUCAUUCCACCAGCCUGGACUCUUCAGAUUCUGACCCACACAAAAAGCUUUGGAUCAGAUCAGGUUCACAGACAUCCUUGCAGUCAUGGGCUUCCAGUCUCUCAUAUGACAGCCAAGCAGAUGACGUCAAUGAACCCAAGGAAUUUAUGCGGAAAUUUGUUGAGGAAGUGUUCAAGAUGCCGCAUGUUAUUGAUGUAGACAAGAAAGCACGAUUUGGGGAGCUAGCACAGACUGAACAAGGGCGUCUUUGGUUUGCUCGAUGUAUCAAUGCUAAGCGCUGCUGUAAGUGUGUCACUGAAGCUUCUUUCUUCUCUCUUGUCCAACAUUUUUCUGUAAUGUUGUUUGAGUGCUGUGAAGCUGAAGACUUCUCACCAGCCAAAAGUCUCAUGAAUAUGUGCUUUACAUACUAUCAUGAAGCCACAACACCAGGAGGCCAGAAUAGAAACAAAGAGUUCUUGUAUACUUAUCUCCGACAACAACCAAUCUGGCGAUCUCUACGCUUCUGGAAUGCUGCCUUCUUUGAUGCCCUACAGUGUGAGCGUUCUCUGCGACCAGUUGUGACCCGAGAGGAAGUGGAAAGUAAUAGAUUACAGGCUGUUACAGAUGAGCUUCACUACCAGGAAAACAUUACUUUUGGUCAACUAGGAACCUUCACCUGCAACAUGCAUGCCUUUGGCCUGUCCAAGGAAAUGGUGAAUGAAUUUCUCCGGAAGCAGGUCACUAUUGCUAGUCUACGACCCGACCAAGUCAAGUUGCUACGUGACAAUGUGGAGAGAAUGUAUAGUGGGAAGCAGGAAUGGCGUGAUCAUCAUGUGAUUGUAGUAUUAGUAUCAUUGGCAAAGUUUGUCUGUAUGAUUUAAAGAAACCUUUCCCAAAGUCAGUAUUUGAAAUGUGAACUUUGAUAGUUUUUGUACUGUUAUGUUCAGGUUUAAUAUGGCUUACAUAAUAAACAGGAUGUUUAUGUUUAUCUAUGUGUGAGGAUUAUUGAGUGAGCAUGUCCUCCUGUUCUUCAUAAAGAAUGGACUGGUUAUAGGUUCUGUCAUAUAGAUGAAUAUAUAUUAUUGAAUACAGGAAGUUAUUGAGUAUUAGAAAGCAUUUAUUGUUGUGUAUACAUUUUGAAGAUUAUUAUGGUUGUGUGCAUUAAAAUCAUGUAUUUAUUUCUGCCAUUUUGAUGAUGCAUUGGUGAAACAGUGUAUUGCAGUUAUACAUGUUUUAAUAUGAAUGAUGAACAGAGUUAGAUUGACAAAACAUACGAUCAGUUACCCAACGAAACUGUAAUCUGAUUGGUUACUUAGUCUUAUCCUAUCUUCUAACUGUCCUACCAUCUAUGGUUUGUGUGCCUGAAUAUUGAAGCUUGUGUGCCAAGACCACAAAAAAUAUCUGAGGAAGGAAAUCAAACUCUUGUGAUGUAGUAGAAAUCAAAUUUGUUUGAGAAAUUUAUGACACUGAUGUGAAUAAAUUGAGUGUAUUGAAAGAUAUGGUUUGAAGAUUAUGUAGACUGUGACAAAUAUGCAGGUUGGUACAUAUAUAACUUCUUGAUUCUUAAUUAAAAAUUAUUUCUCUUAUCA
Molecule: messenger RNA, 2668 nt
Organism: Penaeus monodon (black tiger shrimp)
Lineage: Eukaryota; Metazoa; Arthropoda; Malacostraca; Decapoda; Penaeidae
Source: RefSeq, a predicted model, not a curated record